AUGGCGCAAGUGAGGUAUGCUGUCAUCCUUCUUAAACUGCUCUUGUACUCAGCAUGCCUCGUGGCCGUGCGUUCUCAGCCUGACAAUCACAGUGAACACUUGUCGACGAUGAUAGAUCAGCAAACCGGGAAAUUAACCACAGAGACGGAAGCGGCUCGGAAAAGGCCCAUUCCUAAACCCUCGCGUACAGUGGACAACGUAGACGAGGGAAACAUCCAAGGCAUCGGUGACAGUGGAAUCGAAAGAACAGUUAAACAAGAGGAAGAAAGCAGUGUGGAUAAAGUAAAUAGGAAAAAGAGCGACAACGGAAAUAAAAGGAACAGUAGCAGCGCACGCAGUAACCUGCCCGCGGCUAAGCUGCAGGAUCUCAAAUCCUCUACUUCCUUAGUGGGAAAUUUACUCCUGCUCCUGAUUUCGGUUGUCAUCGCUGGGUCCCUGUUCGUCAUGCUCCUCUGUUUCGUCCAUAAGUGGAAGGAGAACAUGGGAACGGCGCGGUACCCCCGAGUCGUCUACUCGAUGCUUCGCCAGAGCGAGGAGGAACCCGAGGACGUCCUUGGGGAGAUCCUCAUCAACAUAGGCUUGGCAACGCCCGAGGACACGCGACCCAUCACCCCGACGACGUCUUCAGAUACAUCCGAAACGUCCCAGGAGAUGUCAGAUCACGAGGUGGACGUCAACGCCUUCGACGGAUCCAGAUUCACGACGAUUCCCCUGCGGUCCGACGAGGCUGCCAGACGUCUCAUGGCCCCUGAGGGUGAGGAGUCGGACGAGGAGUUGCUGCAGUGAGGAAUGUGGUUGAUAAUUAGUGGUGUUCUAUCAGCUCUUCUGAUGAAUCAACAUGAGAUUCUCGACCCCCCCCCUUUUUUUACAAAUGCAAGAAUCCUCAAGCUCUUUCCCUGCGCAAAUUAUAGUUCUGUGGUGACUGCUCGUUCCCAAAACAUAACGUAGAAAUAAGGAAAAAAAGAGAACGAAGAAAAGAGAGAGGUAAAGGAAAAAGAAAUGAAUAGGAAGGAUGAUAAGAAAAGAAAAAAGAACAAGAAAAAAUGACGGGAAAAGAAUAAAAGGGUACUACGUGGUGACCCUUUCUCUUGUCAGAAACAAUGGUUUUUGUUUUGAAAAUAUAAAACAUUACAGUGCGCAUCAUACCUGCAUCUUCUUACUUUCACCAUCCGUCCUAAAAGAAUAUCCUUUUUUCCAUAUAUUUAUAGGAAUGCAGUAACAAGUGCAUACAUGGAAAACUCCAUUGGUUUAUUUGUAAAAGAUAUGUUAUUAGAGAGAGAGGAAAAGAAACAGCAACAUUUUUUUAACAUAUGAAUGGUCUACCUACAAAAAGUACGUUGUAUAGUCGUGCUCGCCAAAGUCUGUUCCGAGAAUUCAUGUAUCGUUUUAUGUAUAAGAGGUCGAUCAGUGGAAAUACUCACUGGCAGUUAAUUAAGAAACUGCAGUUUACGUAUUUUUUAGAAAAAAAAACAACCAAUGUUUCGUGAACAGUGUGUGUUAAUUAAAAUAUGUGAGGAAGUCUGUGAUUUUCGAAUAUAUUGACUUGAUGGCCUCAGAAAAUACAGUCUCAUCCGAGGGAAGAUUAUGCACGCCAAUGCAUUUUAAAAUCAUACGAAUAUGGCACAAAUGUACAUAUGUGUUAAAGCUGGAAAUCCCCCAAACCUUAUUCUCAAUUUUAAGUUUCCAUGUGACAGGAGUACGGGGGGAAAUAGGGCUUUAAAAAACAAUAUAUAAACAAAAAAUAUAUAUACAAGUAUAUAUGUACGUAUGUAUAGAAAAUAAGAUGCUGAAAAUAAAAUCCGAGGCUGAAUGAAUACAAAGAAAAACCAAAUGGCUUUAGGAUUCAGCUUGUGUAAGCAAUAAUGUAAAUCUACAGAAUUCAGUCAUUUUGCCGAUGCGUUUUAGUUUCAUUUUGUUUAUUUGGUUUAUUGCUUAUUUUAUUUCGAGUACCUAUUCCCUGUUUAAGUCAGUACCUCCUGUAGCGAGCUUAAUAGUAAUAUCUAGAAAAUCAUAGAGUUAAAAGAAUAUAAAACAUUGCUUUAAAGAAUAUGGUACAUUAUGUGCGUUUGAGACAUAUGCUUGUUAUAUAUAUUCUAAGGCAUACAUAUACGUGUUUUGCAUUAUCUACCAAAUGUCCCAGGAAGUUUUACACUCUCCGUCCGAACGAAAUA
Penaeus indicus is the source of this 2171-nucleotide messenger RNA. RefSeq lists its product as uncharacterized. The record is from RefSeq and is a predicted model, not a curated record. The coding region runs from base 1 to 786 and encodes 261 amino acids. NCBI's taxonomy places the organism in Eukaryota, Metazoa, Arthropoda, Malacostraca, Decapoda, Penaeidae. The transcript has 4 exons.